Molecule: messenger RNA, 1434 nt
Organism: Daphnia pulicaria
Lineage: Eukaryota; Metazoa; Arthropoda; Branchiopoda; Diplostraca; Daphniidae
Exons: 7
Coding region: 1-1434 (477 amino acids)
Source: RefSeq, a predicted model, not a curated record
AUGGCUGGACAAAAAAUUGAAACUCAAAGCCACCAAGCACCUAGUCGUGUUUCUAAAAGCAAUACUCCAUUUCAAUCGACUGAUGAGCCUUUUAAUUUGCCAAUUGAGGCUGAAACCACAGUAGAAGAAGAAACUGUCAGUUGUGAUACUACUACUACAUCUAAAUUGGUUGCUCUACCGCCACAACAAGAUCCAGAAACAGAAAUAAUUGCUGGCAGGGAUCUAAUGGAGACUGGUGAGCAUUUAAAUUUGCCCAUUGACAUUGUAACCACAUUAGAAGAAGAAGAUUCUGUCAGUAGUGAUACUACUACUACUUCUCCUCCACAUCAAUAUCGUGAUUCACAACUCAAUGGUGACAGUGAUCAUACAGAAACGGGUGAUUCUUUUGAGUUGUUCAAUGACAGAGAAACCACAGUAGAAGAAGACACUGCUACUUGUGAAACUACUACUGCAUUUCAAUCGGUUGCUUCACCAACCCUACAACAUCCAGAAACAGAAAUCAUUGGUGGCAUUGAUCUGAUGGAGACUGGUGAGCCUUUUAAGUUUCUCAUUGAGGCUGAAACCACACGAGACACUGCUAGUUGUAAUAUGCCUACUACUACUCCAUUUCAAUUGGUUGCUUCACCGCCACAACAAGAUCCAGAAACAGAAAUAAUUACCUACAAAACAACAAACCUUCAAGCUGUCCAUGCAUUAUUCGUUAGCCUUCCUGUUCCUCAUUCCAAUGAAUUGUUGUCUUUACCACCAGAAGCCACAGAAACUAUUCACAGCUCAGAUGUAACUACAGCAAAUGAAACUACGGAUGCAGAAAUAGUUGGUGCCCCAACUGUCCGGGGGAAAAAGCCUAAAAGAGUUUAUCGAAUAAAGGCACCAACUAAUUGCUAUGAGGAAGUCAUGUCAGAGUUAUGUAAACUAAAUGUUUUGAAUGUUUGCUGUGAUAAACACGAAGAUUCCUUGCCCUAUUUAAUAAUGCAAUAUGUACAUAUUCGUUUUCACACAGAGUCUAAGCGAUUUCGAAACAUACAUCUGUCUAGUGAUCGAACGCAAAUGAAAACUAACAAAAAAUUGUCAAGAAUACCAAAAAGUGCUGAAAUUCAAUGUGAAAAAGUCAAAGAAAAAGAAACAGCAAAUACAACAUUACAACGGAUAAAACUUAAAAACAAUAUGGAAAAGUUCUCUAAGAAAUCGUCGACAAGCGAACUGGAAGCCAUCGAUGCAGAGGCUGUCCGUUUCUGCCAUUUCCAAGAAUUACCUUCCACUGUUUUGGAAGAACUUGUCAAGACUCUCAGCACAAAACGCAGAGAUAAUUAUCGACAAUUCAUUGCUCUUCUGAUGGUCCCAAAUUUGAGUACUUUAAAUCUUUCUAUCUGUGAUAAGAAUGAGCUUUCCCACCUUGUUCCUCUUGCAGCAAAAAAUUGCCCGGAAAGAAUCUGA